This is a messenger RNA of Daldinia loculata, 1303 nucleotides long. RefSeq lists its product as uncharacterized. The record is from RefSeq and is a predicted model, not a curated record. Lineage: Eukaryota; Fungi; Ascomycota; Sordariomycetes; Xylariales; Hypoxylaceae. The transcript is spliced from 3 exons. Gene Ontology annotation, molecular function: oxidoreductase activity. Bases 234 to 1112 code for a protein of 292 amino acids.
UAAUCCCCUGUUCCCCUGAAUCCCCAGAUCCUGAAAUCCACGAAUCCUGAUCUUAUGCGAUAGAGCUGUUGGGUAUUUUAGAUGUUUAGAUAGGCACUUCAAAAUAGCUAUAUAAUUCAUUUUGACUCUGACCUCACUGUUGGCUCUCAUUUCCUAGCAUCGCGCUAGUUCUCAAUAUCCUCUUCGACCAUCAAGACCUCUUUCUCGCUCUAGACUUCUCGCUCAUAUUUAAAAUGGCUGCUGCUGCUGUUGCUUCUACCACUGGCUCUAUGGGCAUGUGGAAUGGUACUAAAGAUGGCAGGCAAGAAGGAUACAUUGACUGGGCUACCGGCUCAACCAACGUGCAAGACCCUCUACAGGUCAAGAUCGAGGUCGAGGACAUCCGAACACUGAACCCCCAGCCAAACUACGAGAAUAACGGAUACGGGAUUGUGAAGCACAAGUCUUCCUUGACUCCCGAACAGUUCUUAGCUGGUAACGACCCUGAAGGCAAGAAAUACAUCGAGGAUGUCUACUACAAGGAGGUCACGGAGCUGGUCAAGCAGAUCACCGGCUCUGACAUUGUAGUCCCCUACAUAUUCCGCAUCCGCCAGAACAGCCACAAGGCCGGCGAGUUUUCUCCCACCCAGCUUUCGCACGCCGCUCUUCCCGUCGCUCACGUCGACCGAGACCCGGUGACAGGAGAAGAUGGCGCACGAGAGGUCCUUGGCGAGCAGGCGGACGAGCUGAUCAAGCAGGGCAAGCGAUUCGCCCAAGUCAACGUCUGGCGCACAAUCGACUACCCCAUCCAGAAGUGGCCUCUCUGCUUCAUCAACCACAGCGGCGUCGACGGCUGGAGUUACGACACGCACCUGGCGCGCGUGUACCCCACCAACGACCCCAGGAUAGUCAUCCGCGGCAACAAGAAGCACGACAGCGUCGUGAAAUACGACCCAGGUUACAAGUACCACUACGUAAGUAGGCUCGACCUAGACGAGGCUCUUGUCUUCUCUUCGUUCGACUCGGACGUGAACAAGGUCUGCCCGCACGGCGCCUUCUGGGACGAUGCUAGCCCGGAGGAUGCGCCGACGCGCCGAUCCAUGGAGGUUCGCUGCUGGGUCUUCUUCGACUAAGCUUGACCAAGUUAAUUGUCGCUCGAUCGACAAAAGGGGAGUUACUCGGGGUGAUCGAAGACACGGGAUGGCUAUUGAUUCUUGCAGGAGAGGGCCGUCCAUCAUUUCUACAUCAGGCGUGUCUAUGUCUCUCGGCCAUUUCAAAAAAUAAAAAAAACAAUUAGUAGUAAAAUAGUUAAUACAAAUUUCAA